This is a messenger RNA of Schistosoma intercalatum, 342 nucleotides long. Lineage: Eukaryota; Metazoa; Platyhelminthes; Trematoda; Strigeidida; Schistosomatidae. The record is from the annotation of a GenBank genome assembly.
AUGGAAUUUAUGGAAUCUGGUGAAACAUGUGACAUAAUCGCUAUAGAAAUAACUGAACAAAACAUAUAUUUUGAGCGUCUUUUAAAAUCGUCCUAUUGGCUUGAACUAGGCACACGAGACGAUUUUAGCAAAUUUCGAAAAAUAUGGUCAACACCGGAUUUCAAAAAGUUAAGUGUAAACCACAUUCGGCCAAUUCUUCAAGAAAAUACUUCAAAUUGUAAACAUGUAAAGAAUGUAUUUCAAGCAGUCAUUCAAUGGAUUAUUGAAGAUUCGGAAACUCUUAUUAAAUAUUCAUUGGAGUUGUUGUUAUGCAUCCGACUUGGCAUGCAAUCAUCCACCUAA